Messenger RNA from Aspergillus alliaceus, 600 nucleotides. Its product is annotated as COX20 family protein. Lineage: Eukaryota; Fungi; Ascomycota; Eurotiomycetes; Eurotiales; Aspergillaceae. Gene Ontology annotation, cellular component: mitochondrial inner membrane; mitochondrion. The record is from RefSeq and is a predicted model, not a curated record. Gene Ontology annotation, biological process: mitochondrial respiratory chain complex IV assembly. The transcript is spliced from 2 exons. The coding region runs from base 1 to 600 and encodes 199 amino acids.
AUGGCAGAUGAUACGCUGGAGUCAUCCACCACGAAUCCCGGACAACAAGACGGUACCCAAGAAGCCCCCCAACACAGGAAGCCGAAGCACGAAUUCCCCAAAUCGCAGGUCGGAAAGCUAUGGGAUGCGUUUGGGAACCCCGAAGAGUCAGCGAAUGUGCUAGCCACAGGGGCUGGCCCCUCCGGGAGAGUUCCGAAGAAUGAUGUUACGGUUACUGAAGCUAUGAAGUCAAUGUCCUUCAAGGAUGCCACGUCAUUCUACAAGAAACCUUGCGCACGAGACUCUCUACUGCUGGGUAUUGGAGCUGGGUUCGGUAUUGGCGGCAUCAGAGGUGUAUUAGGAGGCUUGCGCUCAAUGUGGACGGCCUGCAAUUGGGCUGUUGGCGCGUUCGCGCUCACUUCUCUUGCAGCUCACGAGUUCUGCCAGCGACGUCGGGUACAAGAGUUGGACGGUAUGAAGCAAGCGGUGGAGUUGAUGAAAGAAUUGAAGAUUAAGAAACAGCGAGAAAAGGAAGAGAAGGUGGCGGAGGCCGCACGGUUAGCGGAGGAAGAGAAGAAGCGGAAGAGCUGGACGAACCUAUCGAACUAUAAGUUCUGGUAG